AUGACUUUCAAUGCUUCGCAAUGUGGGGGCCAAGGCAUCGGAGCCUGCGGAAGGGGCCAGCAAUGGCACCAAGCACUGCGUGUUCUCGGCCUCGCCAGAGGGGCAGCCUUGGAGUCGGACUCCGACCGACGUGUCGCAAAAAACCGAUCGACGAGAAGCCUGGGAGUCGAUGUUUUGAGUCUUUGGAGGACCUCCAAAGCAUCAGCGCCACAAUCACGGCCUGCGAGAAGUCCGCUCGCUGGUCUCCGGCAGCUCGGCCUGCGCUUUGGCUUCGGCGCUCUUUGGCUUCAGAUUCUCGUGUCAGCGCUGUUCUCUUUCGCUGCCCAGGCCCUCCGCUGUCUGGAUUCUUUGCUUUGCGGGCAGCUGGAGAUGGAUGCUGUCGCGCUCAGUGCGGCAGUGAGUGCUCGCAGCAGCAGUCAGCCCUUGCCAGCACAUCUUCUGCCUGGGUUACGGGUUAGCCCGGAUAAUGCCCAGACCGACCCACCUUCAAAUUCGCAUUCAGCCCGCUUGGGGCUCCGAGGUGCUUGUGGUCAGGGCAGUGCUUGGACACGGGCGAUAUGCAUUUUUGCCGCGGCAGCUCUGGGUGCCGUCGCGUGCAACUCCGCGAUUUCUGGCUGUGAGCGUGCUGGGCGGUGGCAGCCUGCCUUGCAAACUCUGCACGGUAGCUUUCACAGGAGACUCCCGCCCACGACUAUUGGAUUCAAUGCCGCUAUAAGCGCAUCGGAGGAGGAUCGCCAGUGGCAAAGGUCCUGCUCCCUCUUCACUUCACUUCUCGAGGUUCCGCUGGUACCCACCAUCGUCACUUUCGGUGCGGCUGCAUCUUCACUUGCCUCAGCGCGUAGGUGGAGGAGGUCGCUUCAUGUUCUCGACCAGUUGAAGCACUGGGAGGUGACUGCCAAUGUCGUGGUCUUCAAUGCUGUACUGAGUGCCCUGGCAGUGGCUCGGCGGCCGGAGCUUGCAAGAAGCCUCCUGGAUGUGAUGCGCGGAAGGAGUAUCGCACCAACUGUGAUCAGCUACAACAGCGCAAUCACCGCAUGCGAGUCCGUGGGAGCUUGGGAAGAAGCGUGGCAUCUGCUGAUGGAGAUGAAGAACAGACGACUCCUUCCAGACUUGAUCAGUUUCAACAGCGCCAUCAGCUGCUGUACUCUGAGUGGCAGCUGGCAAAGGGCCUCUCAUCUCUUGCUCUCCUUGCUGCAAGCGGGACUUUCCCCAGACGUUGUGAGCUUCGGUGCAUUGAUUGGGGCUUGUGCUGGCGUCGGACAGUGGCAGCAGGCUUUGGCAUUUGUCUCUUCGAUGGAUCUCUACCAGUUGGUACCAAAUCUUUUGACGGUCAACUCCCUGGCAUCUGCAUUCGAGAAAGGCUGCCAGUGGCAGCGUGUGCUGCAGCUGUUGAUGUAUGACGCCGACCUCAUCACCUACAAUUGUGCGCUCCUCGCAUGCGAAAGAGCUGGCCAGUGGCGGGCAGCUGCGCAACUGCUGGCGACGAUGGAAGAGGCCUUUGUGCAAGCGGACCUGGUCAGUUUCAACACCGCCGGCCUCUUGUGUGAGCGACACGGUUGCCGGGAAUGGCUCGAGGUGUGCCUGGGUCGACUUGCAGACAUGCUGCAGCAGGAGUUGGUGAAGGAAACGGCGCCUCGCCUUGGGUUCCAUAUCGCGUUGUCUCGGUAUGACAGGUUCAGCUUCUUCGGGAUGAUGGCCAAGCAAGUCUCCCUGGAGCAUCCCAGCUUCGGUCGGGGCCGCGUCGGCUCUUGUAAUCCACUUCGGCAUGCGGCCAUGCACAGAUGCGCAGACGGCCCCGGGCCGUGCUUCGGAGGCGUGUUCUUGGCAGACACCGACGCGGAGGUCAGCGAGAUCUCCUUCGGUGGAUCUUCGGAGGCUGGCGGGCGGCGGGUCACGGUUCACGGAGCUUUGAAAGGGGAGCACCGGCGGCCGCCGGCCCGGCCCGGCGAGGACAAAGUGGCCUCUCCCUUGACUUGGGCGCCAGUGGCUUUGCCGGACCUGGGCUAUUGGCAGGCCGGCGGGGAAUUCGGGAAGUCCACCACUGCCAAUGUUUUUGGCAGGUGGAGAUCAAGGCAAUCCGCAUCGGUGACAGGUCCGACACUGACAAGUAGCUCGUUGGAGCGAGUGUUGCAAGCUGCACAGGGUGAGUCCGCACGGACCCUAGACUACUGUGCUGACGGCCAGUGCCGAGCCGUUGUGGACACCGGCACCUCUCUUCUUGCAGUUCCAGAAGACUUUGCGGAUGGUCUGCAAGAGGCCCUUGAGCGGCGGCUGGAGGAUCCGGAUCAAGGUCCCGACGGAGGUGUUGAUUGCCAGCGGGCACGUGGGGAGCCCCUACACUUUGAUGUUGAGGGCACCACGCUGACGCUUCUGCCGGGUGACUACUCGCGCCAGGCUGUUCAUGCUGAAGAUCUUCGCGAGGGCAGCUUCGACGAGCUGAAGGAUGAGCCGAACAGCCUUCCAGCAGAGAAGGCUACGGCCCCAAGUGCCAACAGUACUCGGCCAACUUGCCAGCCCACCAUCAUGCCGCUGGAGCUGCCUGAGCCCUUGGGCCCAAAGCUUUUCAUUUGGGGCGAGCCCGUGCUUCGCAAGUACUACACCGUCUACGACUGGCAGGAUCAGCAGAUCGGCUUCGCACUUGCAAAGCACAUGCCCAGUGAGGUUUCCGCGGACGAAGAGGCGAAGCAACUCCGGGGCCGUGGUCUCCUCUUCGCAUGA
This is a messenger RNA of Symbiodinium sp. CCMP2592, 2718 nucleotides long. The record is from the annotation of a GenBank genome assembly. NCBI's taxonomy places the organism in Eukaryota, Dinophyceae, Suessiales, Symbiodiniaceae.